This is a messenger RNA of Lachancea fermentati, 1458 nucleotides long. Lineage: Eukaryota; Fungi; Ascomycota; Saccharomycetes; Saccharomycetales; Saccharomycetaceae. The record is from the annotation of a GenBank genome assembly.
AUGGUUAAUUGGAAAACAUAUGCCCUAGGUGCUGGUUUUUCUGCUGGUAUAGCCUCUGCCGCCAGCUCAGAUGCAAGUGCAAGUGUGACUGCAAGCACCGCCAGCUAUUCGUCAGUGUCUACAUGCAAUCCAUUGUCAACAAGCGGCUGCCCAGCAGAUAAGGCUUUAGCUACCGCCAUUGCUGAUGAUUUCAGUUCAGAGUCCAGCUAUUUUUUCAGAACAAGUAGCAGUGGUGAGAUCGAGUAUGGUUCGGAUGGAAUGGCAAUGACAAUCAACAAGAGAUUCGACAAUCCUUCUCUAAGAUCGGAUUUUUACAUCAUGUACGGUAAGUUAGAAGUCGAAUUAAAAGCUGCUAACGGAACCGGAAUUGUUUCAUCAUUUUAUCUCCAGAGUGACGAUCUCGAUGAAAUUGAUCUCGAAUGGUUAGGUGGUGACACGACUCAAUUCCAAUCCAAUUUUUUUUCUAAGGGUGACACUACAACUUACGACAGGGGCGGCUUCCACAGUGUGAAUGCUCCUCAGGAUGAGUUUCACAACUACACUCUGGAUUGGGCAAUGGACGAGACUGUGUGGUACCUAGAUGGCACUGCAGUCAGAACUUUGGCCAAUACUUCUGAUGAAGGCUACCCACAAUCUCCAAUGUAUGUAAUGAUGGGAUGUUGGGCAGGUGGUGAUCCAAGUAACGAGGCUGGUACUAUCGAGUGGGCUGGUGGCGAAACAAACUAUUCAGAUGUGCCAUUCACGAUGUACAUCAAGAAAGUUAUAAUCACAGACUACUCUACUGGAUCCCAAUAUACUUACAAUGGUGAUUCUGGUUCUUGGGAGUCCAUUGAAGCCAAAGACGGUGAGGUUUACGGAAGAUACGACCAAGCUCAAGAGGACUUUGCUGCUUUAGCCAACGGUGCCACUUUAAGUGGCUCUUCGUCCACCGCAAGCUCCACUUCUACCAAAUCAAGUAGCACUAGCUCUACGACCUCGAGCAGCUCCACUUCGAGCAAGUCUAGUAGUUCAAGUUCGACGAGCCAUUCUAGCUCUUCCAGCUCACACACCACUACCAGCAGCAGCAGCUCCAGUUCUAGCUCCAGUUCCAGUUCCAGUUCAAGCUCCAGUUCUAGUUCUAGCUCCAGCUCCAGCUCUAGCUCCGGAUCCAGCACCAACUCCAGCAUCAGCUCGAGCUCCAGUUUCGCUUCAUCCGCCGCAGCCAGCUCUUCUGAGCCCGCUAACAGUGACACUGUAUCAUCCUCCGUCAGUGCAACCACCACGCUAGCUGAUGCAAGUGUGGAAACUUCCGCAGCUGCUGAGGCCUCUUCUGCGACUACAUCUCAUUCGUCAACCAUUUCAACAGUGGCGACGGGCUCUACAUCUUCAUCAGUGAGCAUCGCCACUGCCACUAAUGGUGCCUCUGCUUUGAGUGGGACUCUGUCCGCUCUAUUUGGGCUGGUGGCUCUCUUCGUUUGA